Molecule: messenger RNA, 2815 nt
Organism: Vigna radiata var. radiata (mung bean)
Lineage: Eukaryota; Viridiplantae; Streptophyta; Magnoliopsida; Fabales; Fabaceae
Exons: 2
Coding region: 962-2797 (611 amino acids)
Molecular function (GO): nucleic acid binding; zinc ion binding
Source: RefSeq, a predicted model, not a curated record
AAUCUAUGAGAAUUUUUCUUCUUUGUUGAUUCCUUCUUUCAUCCGAGAGAUACUCUGCCCAAAGUCACAUUCUCUGAUCUUUUCUCCAUCUCCUAGCUUUCUUCCAGUUCAUGGAAGCCAUCUGAAAUUAGCUCUCCCUUACAUAUAGAUCUUCAACCAUACAUCAACUCCACAUUGCAUCAACUAUCACCUCUGUUGGAACAAUCUUCUACUGAUUCACGGAUUCUGCAUUUCUUCCGCUGGAGCAACUCAUCAUCAGAGAAUACUUCUCGGUACUGCAAAAAAUUUGUUGUUGUUCGGCAUAAUUGGCUGUAACAGCCACUAUUCCAGACGUGUUACACCAACAGAAUUUGACAGCCUCACUUUCUGCAACUGUGAGAAUUGUGACUGCACCUAGUUCACGUAGCUUGCCUUGAGAGAAGCCAAAGUUGCAUUUGUAUUUCCCCUUUCCGUUGUUGCAAUUACUAGUUGUAACUUGUUUCUUUCUUUCUUUUAAUUCUUGUAAUUUGGCCAUUUCAAGCAUGUGAAGUGGAAGAGCGCAUAAGUGUUCUUCCCUCAUUUGCUAACUUGACUUAAAGUCUCACCACUUAAAAUUUGGUAGACGGUGAGUGUGUCUUAGAUCCAAAGUCUAAGCCUCACCUAGGAGACCUCACCUUUACUAGUUUUCUUUCAUUUUAAUUUCCAGCUUUAUGUUCUUGUUCGUUUAGGAAGCUCUCUUUAGGGGUCCGAAUUCUAGAGUUUAGGCCUUUAUUUUGCUUUGAUUGUUUGUUGUCUUUGAGACUUUGGUGGAUCUAAAAGUGAUUUUGAUCUAAAGAAUUUAGUAAGUAACUAGAAGCAUAUUUGGCAAGGCAAAGGCUUAGUACUUAAGCAACCCUAGUGGUUCACCUCCCUUACCUGGAAUAUUGCUUUCAAAGUGAACUCUUUAGUCUUUAUUUCAAGAAAAACAUUUAAGUCCAUCACAAUGUCUAGAAGGCAUUCUCCUAGGAUUAGUGAUAGUGAAAACCAAAAAGAGCAAUUCACCCUCCAAACCUUAGUCAACCAACUCAAUGAAAUUGAAAGGAAGAUGAGUCAAGAAAAAGUCAAUAGAGAGCUUCAAAAUGCUAUGAUUCAAGAUGAGUUGAGGUUGUUAAGAGAAGAACAAAAUAGGUCUAGUGGAAGUCAAAGUGAUCAUUCUCAAGAAGAGGGCAUACCUCUAAAUGUGGGAGAUUAUUACAGUCAACCUUCUUCUUCUAGGAAAUCUAGGAGGAAUAUUCAUGUGCUUCCACCUCCUAAAGAAGUCAAUGUUGUAUUGCCUCACUUCCAUGGGAAGGACAAUGUUGAGGCCUAUCUUGAUUGGGAAAUGAAGGUGGAACAAUUGUUUGCUUUCCACCAAGUAAGUGAAGAAAGAAAGGUCUCUCUAGCUACCCUAAGCUUUCAAGGGUAUGCAAUGUAUUGGUGGACUGCCUUAGUCCAAGAGAGACUUAGACAUCAAGCUCCUCCAAUUCAUUAUUGGAAUGAUCUCAAAACUGCCCUUAGGAGGAGACAUAUUCCCUCCUACUACAAUAGAGAACUCAUGGAUAAACUCCAAAGAUUACAACAAAAGUCUAUGACUGUUGAAGAAUAUAGACAAAAAAUGGAGUUAUACAUAAUGAGGGCAGGGAUAGUAGAGGCUUCAAAAAUUACUUUGGCCAGAUUUUUAAGUGGGCUUAAUUUUGAUAUUCGAGAUAGGGUUGAACUACUACCUUAUAGAGAUUUGAAUGAUCUUGUUCAAAUGUGUAUCAAGGUAGAACAACAAAACUUGAGAAAAUCCUCUUCUAAAAGAGUUCAAGUUCAACCUAUUUUUGAAAAGAAAAUUUUUAAAGAAAAAGAGUCUUUUAAACCUCUAGCCAAAAUAAAUGAAAAGCCCAAACAAGAAUCCUCUUCACACACUCACACAAGAGAUAUCAAGUGCUUUAAGUGUUUGGGUAGGGGUCAUGUAGCUGCUCAAUGUCCUACAAAGAGAGCCAUCAUUCUUAAAGGUAGUGACAUUUAUAGUAGUGAAAGUGAAUUCCCCACCAGUGAAAGUGAGAGUGAACAAGAGAAGGGAGAGGAAGUCUUUGCUGAAGAUGGUCAACUUCUCAUGGUGAGAAGAGUGCUCAAUAGUCAACCUAGCUUAGAACAUUUAUCUCAAAGAGAGAACAUCUUUCAUACAAGAUGUAAGAUUCAAGACAAAUAUUGUUCUCUCAUUGUUGAUAGUGGAUCUUGCUGCAAUUGUUGUAGUGUCAAGCUAGUUGAAAAGUUAAAUCUUGAAGUCAUACCCCAUCCAAAACCUUACAAACUUCAUUGGAUAAAUGAAGAUGGGGAUAUAACUGUCAAGAAACAAGCUAAAUUGGCAAUUUCCAUUGGGAACUUCAAAGAUGAAGUGAUUUGUGAUAUAGUUCCCAUGGAAGCUUGUCAUGUGUUGUUGCGAAGACCAUGGCAAUUUGAUCAUGAAAUUAUACAUCAUGGUCUUACCAACACCAUAAUUGUUCACAAAGGAGAUAAGAAAUUUGUGCUUCAUCCUUUGACACCUACCCAAGUUGCAAAGGAUCAAGCACAAAUGAAGGCAAUUAGGGACCACGAAAAAGAACAAAAGAGGAAACAAAGUCCAAAAACCAAGCAAGAAGUAAUCCUUAGGGAUGAAAAAGAGGUGUGGGAGUCUAGUGUUCCCUCCCACAAGGUUACUCCAUAUGAAGUCCUUUUAAAUAAAAAAACUUUGAUCCACGCACUUCAAGUUGAGCAACCUUUAUACCUCCUUCUUUGUCAAGGAACACUCAUAUGCACAUCUAGUGAGUCUUAGACUUCUACUUUAUCUCUU